Messenger RNA from Cyclocybe aegerita, 1122 nucleotides. The record is from the annotation of a GenBank genome assembly. NCBI's taxonomy places the organism in Eukaryota, Fungi, Basidiomycota, Agaricomycetes, Agaricales, Hemipholiotaceae.
AUGCCUACGUCGGUGUCCUCGCGCCCGACGUCUCGCACUACGAUGACCGUGGAGAAGCCUACGGGAAGAUUCAGGGACAAGACGAAGGAAGCGGCAGUUGCACGAACCAUCUACCUGGAGAUAUUUUUCGGAGGGUGCAUCACGACAAUCUUGAUCUUCUUCCCUGUUUUCUCGAUAUUCUGGGGGUCUUUGUGGAGAACGCCAGCACAUAAUCUUCAAGGUUGGGUCAUCGACUUUGAUGGCGCUGCUAUUGGGCAAGGAGUGGUUGAGGCGCUAGCUACACCACCCCCUGGAGCAAGGAUUACAUGGACACCCGUACUCGCAUCCCAAUUUCCUGGAGGGCCGCACGAUGUUGGACUGCAAAUCCUGGACCAGAAGUCAUGGUUAGCCUUGACAAUCAACCCCGGGACGACUGCCCGACUGACAGCAUCUAUCGCGUCACCAAACGCCUCCUACAACGGAGCCGACGCCAUCACCGUGUUCGCGACCGAGGCUCGCAAUGAGAACGCAUUUCGCAGUAUUAUUCGGCCUUCUAUACAAAUAACGAUGGAUGUUUUAUCCAACACAAUAGCCGUUCAGACGGCCCGACAGGUCGCGAACUCGCCGAAUAUCGCUCAACUCUUGACCGUAUCUCCUCAAACCGUGACUGCCCCCAUCUCAUACCGCAUCAGAAACAUGGCCCCUUUCGAUCAGCCCGUCGCCGCAGCAGUGACUUUCAUUGGGUUACUCUACCAGCUCAUCCUCUCCUUCUUCGUUGUUAUGAAUAGCCAUGGCGCACGAGAAGCCUCGGGACUUGACAAGACGCUCUCCACCCGCUCUUUAAUCAAGCUUCGAUUCGUGUCUUCGUUCUUCGCGUACUUCAUCAUCUCUCUCUUUUAUUCUCUCCUCAGUUUGGCUUUCCGGUUGAACGUGAACCGCAAAUUCGGACACUCCGGAUUUAUGAUUUUCUGGAUGCUCAACUAUGUUGCCAUGCUAUCUGUCGGGCUUGCUUUGGAAUCGCUCAUUACCAUCUUGACCCCCAAGUUCAUCUCCUCCUUCAUGAUGAUGUGGAUUAUCGGCGAGUUUUACGAGGUUCAUGAUCACCAAGCCGAGGGAAUUGACGUAUAUCACCUCCUACAGUGA